Molecule: messenger RNA, 1542 nt
Organism: Impatiens glandulifera
Lineage: Eukaryota; Viridiplantae; Streptophyta; Magnoliopsida; Ericales; Balsaminaceae
Product: probable ADP-ribosylation factor GTPase-activating protein AGD8
Exons: 7
Coding region: 104-1306 (400 amino acids)
Biological process (GO): COPI coating of Golgi vesicle
Molecular function (GO): GTPase activator activity
Source: RefSeq, a predicted model, not a curated record
GCCAUUUCAAAAACAAGACAAAAAAAAAAGAUUUACGGAGAUCGGAAAUCAAUCGACAGUUUUCCAUCAAAGCGAUCGCGUGUUUUGUUUCGAUCUGUCUGCAAUGGCGUCCGAUCUGUUCACCGACAAGAACGCGGUGUUCAAAAAGCUAAAAGCCAAGUCGGAAAACAAGAUGUGUUUUGAUUGCAACGCCAAAAAUCCAACUUGGGCGUCUGUUACUUACGGUAUCUUCUUGUGCAUCGACUGCUCCUCUGUACACCGCAGUCUUGGCGUUCAUGUCAGCUUUGUGAGGUCUACCAAUUUAGACUCUUGGACUCCAGAACAGUUAAAGAUGAUGUCCUUUGGGGGAAAUAGUCGUGCCCAUGUUUUCUUUAGACAACAUGGAUGGAUUGAUGGAGGAAAGAUCGAGGCCAAAUAUACUUCUAGAGCUGCUGAACUCUAUAGGCAGUUGCUUGCCAAGGAAAUUGGAAAAAGUCCUGCUGAUGACACGGGUUUACCAUCAUCAUCUAUUGCUUCCAAGUCAUCAGAAACCUUUAAUGGUCUUCUUGAUGUCAAGCCCACCGAACCUAGAGAAAUUUCCUCAGGGAAACAAGAACCAGAUGCAUCGUCUUCGUCAAAAUCCUCCCAUACAGUUUUAACUGCAUCUAAGAAGCCUCUUGGUGCCAAGAAAACUGGAAAGCUAGGUCUUGGUGCCAGAAAACUUACUACAAAGCCAAGUGAAAAUCUCUAUGACCAGAAACCUGAAGAAAAAUCUGUGCAAGCUCCUGCCUCAAGUACUAUCACUCCUAUUGCUGCUUCACCCUCUACAACGCGUUUUGAGUAUGUAGAUGAUGUCCCAGCUGCUGCUCAAAUGAGUUCUGGAGGCACUCAAAUGAUAAGUCAUGUAGCCCCACCAAGGUCUUCAGAUUUCUUUUCUGAUUUUGGAAUGGACAGUAGCUAUCCAAAAAAAACUAGCUCCAAUUCAAGAGUUCAGAUUGAGGAGACUGAUGAAGCAAGGAAGAAGUUCUCCAAUGCAAAGUCAAUAUCAUCUGCACAAUACUUUGGAGAUCAAAACAAAGCUGCUAUGGAUGCAAAAGUUUCAUUACAGAAAUUCUCAGGUUCAGCAGCAAUAUCCAGUGCUGAUCUUUUUGGACAUGGUUCAGAUAACUCAUCAUUGGACGCCAAUGCGACAGACAUUAUUAAUAGAUUUUCCUUCCAGGCCCAACAGGAUCUGUCGUCUCUUAAGGAUAUGGCGGGAGAGACUGGGAAGAAACUCAGUAGCUUGGCCUCGACUAUAAUGACAGAUUUUGAAGACAGAAUUCUCUGAAAAACACAUUUAUCCAUCGGCAAGAACUACCUCAAUAUGGAUAUACUUAUACUCGUGUAAAUUCAAAAGGCCUAAACAUAUUGAGAACACAAAUAAAUAAAAGGUUAUGUAUAUUAUUAUACUGUCACUAUGUAUGUAUAUUUUUGAUUUCUCAAUUUUGUUGUUAUUGCUGCAUGACAGUGAUAAAGAUAGAAAUAUGUUGUGUUUUAUGAGUAAUAAAUUUGAAAGCUAAGUUG